This is a messenger RNA of Oldenlandia corymbosa var. corymbosa, 1848 nucleotides long. The record is from the annotation of a GenBank genome assembly. NCBI's taxonomy places the organism in Eukaryota, Viridiplantae, Streptophyta, Magnoliopsida, Gentianales, Rubiaceae.
GGAAUAUUGAAUCUCAUUUAUGUGUACUCUUCGAACUCUGAAGCAUUUUGAAGCAAAUUAUCGAAAGGUUUCUUCCUCUUAUUUAUGAAGUUCAAUCCCGACUCGAAAAGAAAUAUUACACCUAGGAACUUCAUAGUCUCCAUUUGACCAAAAUUUGAUCAUGGAAACUCUUUACUUGUAUCUUCCUCUUCUGAUCAUAGCCCUUCAUAUCUUAACAAGCCGAAUUCUUCACAAACUUCAAAACCUUCCUCCGACCCCUUUUCCAUCACUACCAUUCAUAGGACACCUCUACUUGAUCAAAAAGCCAAUCUACAAAUCUCUAUCCAAUCUCUCAAAACAAUACGGCCCUGUAAUUUCUCUCCAUCUGGGCUGUGUUCCUGUCGUUGUUGUUUCAUCUCCAUCUGCAGUUGAAGAUUUCUUGGUGAAAAACGACAUCAUUUUCGCGAACCGCCCGAAGACUUUAAACGGAAAGUACUUCGGUUACAACUACACCAGCCUCGCUUGGUCAUCCUACGGUGAACAUUGGAGAAACCUCCGAAGAAUUUCAUCCCUUGAAGUGUUGUCUUCCAACAGAAUACAGUUAUUGUCCUAUAUUCGGGUUGACGAGGUUCGAUCCUUGAUCCGGAAACUCUUUAAAGCUGCUUCUACUCAAUCAUCAGCUGAUAUGAAGUCAUCUUGUUUUGACCUCACUUUUAAUGUCUUGACGAGGAUGAUGGCCGGGAAAAGGUAUUAUGGAGGUGAGAUUAAUGUUGAGAAAUCCGAUGAAGCAAAAGCUUUUCAUGAGAUAACAUCCCAAGCGGCGAGGCUGAACCCGACGGCAAUGGUUCUUGAUUUCUUGCCAUUUAUGCGAUGGUUUGGACUAUAUGAUGUGGAGGAAAAGAUGAAAAACAUACAGCGGAAAAGAGACAAGUUUAUGCAGAAUCUGAUUGAUGAGAUUCGUGACAUCUGUAGAACUGAUAGUUCAGGCAAGAAUAAGACCAUGAUGGGCACCUUAUUGGAUUUGCAACACCAAGAACCUGAAUACUAUUCCGAUGAAACCAUAAAGAGCCUCAUGUUGAUACUGCUUCAAGCAGGAUCAGACACAACGGCAAGGACAAUGGAAUGGGCAAUGGCACAUUUGAUAGACAAUCCAGAUGUUCUAAAGAAGGCGCAAUCCGAAAUCGAUGACGUCAUCGGUGGUCAAGAUCGUUUGAUUUUGGAGUCUGAUCUUGUUUCACUUCCUUACAUUCGAUGCAUCAUUAACGAAACUCUGCGGAUGCAUCCACCAGCACCAUUGUUAUUGCCUCAUAAAGCAUCCCAAGAUUGCAUGGUCGGAGGCUUCAAAGUCCGGGCCGGAACUUUACUGUUAGUAAACCUAUGGGACAUACAACGGAAUCCCAAGUAUUGGGAUGAUCCGGAGAAGUUCAUCCCUGAAAGAUUUGCGGGUUCAGAAACUAUUGGCGGUGGAAAAGAAGAGUUGAAGUUCUUGCCUUUUGGUUUAGGGAGGAGGGGAUGUCCUGGGAAUAAUUUGGCUAUACAUGUUUUGGGUUUUGCAUUGGGCUCAUUAAUCCAGUGCUUCAAUUGGGAAAUGGAGGAUGAAAAGCCUAUGGACUUGAGUGAAGGUUUAGGAAUGCCUAUUUCGAAGGCUCAGCCUUUGGUAGCUAAGUGUUCGCCCCGGCCUAAUAUGCAAAAACUUCUCUCUUCACUUUGAAGUACUCAAAAAUAUUGUUCACAUUUAAUACAAUUUAAAUUAAAAAUUAAAAAAUUUAAACUGGAUUAUUAUUUUGGGGUAAAAAAAAGAAAACUAUUUUGUAAGGCUCAACCUUUGGUAGCCGAGUAUUUUUACAUUAGAAUGAAUCUUAACCGUUC